ACCUGCUUCUUCUUUUUGCCUGCAAGAAAAAAAAAAAGAAUUUUUGAAUUAAAUUACCAAAAUGGAAAAUGUAUUUCAAAGACAAUCUGAACUAAUUCGUCUUUUUGUAAAACCACAAAUGCCAACAAAUAAUGAAUUCCAUGAAGUAACUCCUUAUCAACUUGAAGAAUAUUUAAACGAACAAAAAGACCAAAACCCUAAACAAAAACAUAUGCUAAAUCAAUAUCAUCAAUUGUCCAUCAUGGCCAAAGUGGACAUAAAUACCACAGAAAUAGAAUUAGAAAAGCUUCUUCAUAACGACGUCCGUACAUUAAUUGUGCUGAAAUACUACAACACUCCUCAGGACAUGGACCAAAUUUUUCUAAAAAUCAAUACAUGCAUUGAUAGAUUUUAUAGAGAAUCUCUUUACAGAACUCCAAUUGGAAUAGCAGUAGCUAUUAAUGGAGAACUUUUAAUCACAGGUCGCAUGAGAAACAAUCAGAGUGUCUUUCUAGAGGCUGGACACAUCAUUGUUUUGACCAACAAUGAGGAAUACAAAUAUUGCUGCUUCAAGGAAGUGGUGUAUGUCAGCAAUUUGUCUAAAUAUUCUGAGUUUAUGAAGCUCGGUGAUAUUGUUUUAAUGGGAGAAAAAGGUGAGAUUGAAGCCGAAGUCGUCAAAUGUGGUUCUUUACCAAUAACAAUCAAAGUCACUAAACCAGGACUUUUGAAAUCUUUUAUGAGUUUCAAGAUUCCCUUUUAUAUCAAGGAAAAUACACUUAAUCAAAAAGAUUUGGCAGAUAUUGACGAUGCAAUCAAAUACGGAGCCAAUUUCUUGAUGAUUCCUGAAAUCCGAAGUGUAAACUUCUUAAAAUCCAUCAAAAAACACAUCGGCAAUGAUGUAAACUUAAUAGGAUCAAUCGACUUUGAGUAUUUGGAAUCAAAAUUCAUUGAUAUUACUGAUCAUUUGAUGGAACUCGAUGCUAUUAUCAUCGAUCAAAUAUUUUGUCCAGCUUCACAGAAACUACUUGAAAAUGCAAUUGCCAAAUGCAAGAAAUUUGGAAAGUCAUUAGUUGGCAAUGUUCGUUUAAAAAAGUGUAGUGACUUUAGGAAGCUAGAAAACCACAUGAGAAUUCGACAAAUGGAUUGUCUAAUGAUCCAGAAAAGCCCACUACGAAUGAAAUUUCCUUUAAUCGCUAAGAAACUACUCCCAGUUGGCAAUCAGAAAUUACAAAUUCCCCCUUUGGAUAGUUUGUCAUGCAAAGAUGGAAUUGUUAAUUUUGUUCUGCGAACUAUUUACUCAAUUCCAUGUCAGGGAAUUGUGGUAACUAACGCUUGUUCAAAAGCCGCUGAAGCAUUUUCAACUUUUCAAAUUUAUUGCCCAGUGAUUGUUGUUGUUGACAAUGAUCAGAUGGCACGUCUAUUGAAUCUAAAAAAGAACCUUAAAACCAUCGUUGGUCGAGAUAACAUUCCAUCGAUGGAUUUGGGAAUUGAUUUUGGAAGGAAAAAGGGUAUAUUCUCAACUGGAGACUUUAUUAUUUGCAUUUCUGAUAGUCAAGAGGAAGAUUCUCAGAUUUGUGUCAAUCUACGGGCAUAUUUUUUGCCGCCAAUAGAAGAAGAAUUGUUUGAAUAACUUACCUGCAGUUUUGGGAACUUUAGAAUCGGCGACAUCGCUGUCGGAAGAAAUCUCUUCCAGAGAAAUGUGUUCUAUGAAAUUAAAAAAAAAGAAAAA
Messenger RNA from Episyrphus balteatus (marmalade hoverfly), 1708 nucleotides. Its product is annotated as pyruvate kinase. The record is from RefSeq and is a predicted model, not a curated record. Gene Ontology annotation, biological process: glycolytic process. Gene Ontology annotation, molecular function: pyruvate kinase activity; magnesium ion binding; potassium ion binding. Lineage: Eukaryota; Metazoa; Arthropoda; Insecta; Diptera; Syrphidae. The transcript has a single exon. Gene Ontology annotation, cellular component: cytoplasm. The coding region runs from base 62 to 1609 and encodes 515 amino acids.